AUGGGUAAGGUCCACGGAUCGCUGGCGCGUGCCGGUAAGGUCAAGUCGCAGACACCAAAGGCGGCGGAGGCUGAUGAUGAAACUACACAGGUCGAGCCACAGGAGAAGAAGAAGACGCCCAAGGGCCGCGCGAAGAAGAGAAUCACAUACACCCGCCGCUUCGUCAAUGUCACCAUGACCGGUGGCAAGAGGAAGAUGAACCCUAACCCGACUUCGUAA
This is a messenger RNA of Recurvomyces mirabilis, 219 nucleotides long. RefSeq names its product 40S ribosomal protein S30 (gene rps30a). Gene Ontology annotation, biological process: translation. Gene Ontology annotation, molecular function: structural constituent of ribosome. The transcript is spliced from 2 exons. The coding region runs from base 1 to 219 and encodes 72 amino acids. Gene Ontology annotation, cellular component: cytosolic small ribosomal subunit; ribosome. Lineage: Eukaryota; Fungi; Ascomycota; Dothideomycetes; Mycosphaerellales; Teratosphaeriaceae. The record is from RefSeq and is a predicted model, not a curated record.